CAUGACAAAACAGAAGUAGGCCCAAAUAAAUACCCAAAAGGCUUUUCCACUACCACAUUUUUAAAGGGCUUGAAAUAUGGGUCGGGCAAUUUGAGAUCCGUCCGUCGGUCCAUCCGGGUGGUAUUAUAUAAAAGAGGUCCAUCAGAGUCGGAGACGGAGAGAACAGUAGGCGUGUUGAAGCGAUCAGAAGAAUACGAAACAUCAAUCAUCGCAUCGCAGAAGAAGAAGAAGAAGAAGAAGAAGAAGAUGGGGAAACAGCCAGUGAGAAUGAAGGCGGUGGUGUACGCACUUUCACCUUUCCAGCAGAAGAUAAUGCCGGGGCUAUGGAACGAUCUUCCUUCCAAAAUCCACCACAAGGUCUUCGAUAACUGGAUCAGCACCUUCCUUUUUCUCGGUCCUCUCCUUGGCACCUACACGUAUGUCCGGAGGUACCAAGAAAAGGAGAAGUUGGCUCAUAGGUAUUGAUUUAUCGUCAAGAGCGCUCAUAUGUGCUAGAAGAAUUCUUUAUUUAUUUAUUUGUUUCACCUGCAAAUAAGUUGAAUGUUUACAAUAGAUAUCAACUACAAAGUCUACAAUUGCAAAACUUUCUCAUUCAAUUUUAACUAUGAGCCCUCUGCUUUUGCAGUCAGUUAUUAAAUUCACCAGCUGUUUGAACAUUUUUUUGUCUUUGGGUAUUACAAAGAUUUUGGUGAUUGAUUCUUAUGAAAAAUAAAAUAACAUAAUAAAAUGUUUGAUUGA
Messenger RNA from Ziziphus jujuba (common jujube), 738 nucleotides. Its product is annotated as cytochrome b-c1 complex subunit 8. NCBI's taxonomy places the organism in Eukaryota, Viridiplantae, Streptophyta, Magnoliopsida, Rosales, Rhamnaceae. Gene Ontology annotation, biological process: mitochondrial electron transport, ubiquinol to cytochrome c. The transcript has 2 exons. The coding region runs from base 247 to 465 and encodes 72 amino acids. The record is from RefSeq and is a predicted model, not a curated record.